This is a messenger RNA of Chelonus insularis, 3074 nucleotides long. RefSeq names its product pre-mRNA processing factor 40 (gene Prp40). Lineage: Eukaryota; Metazoa; Arthropoda; Insecta; Hymenoptera; Braconidae. The record is from RefSeq and is a predicted model, not a curated record. Gene Ontology annotation, molecular function: protein binding; RNA binding. Gene Ontology annotation, cellular component: U1 snRNP; U2-type prespliceosome. The transcript is spliced from 4 exons. Gene Ontology annotation, biological process: mRNA cis splicing, via spliceosome. Bases 177 to 2792 code for a protein of 871 amino acids.
CUCAAAGUUACAUUUUUUCUUAGUAAAUAUUGAAAUUCUUAUCAAAUAAAGUUGAAUACCAAUUGAAAAAUUUGGUAAUUGAUAGUUUAAUUGAGGUGUAUCGUAUGCCUAUUCAAAUUUUGAAGCAUAAAAAAAUUUUCUCAUGUUUUGACAUUAUUACAUAAUAAAUUAUCAAAAUGGCAUCGAAUGAUGGAAUUCCAACUCCAGGAGUACCAGGAUUUCCUACAGCAACUCCUAACAUGACUCCAGGAUUUGUACCUCCAAUGAUUCCAGCUACUCCUUUCAUUCCACCUCCUGGGCUAGCUUCUGGGCCACCUGGCAUUAUGCCACCACAAUUUUCAAUUCCUCCUCCGGGAUUUAGCUUUCCGAUUGCUGCAACAGCUCCUCCAGCAGACCCUGGAGUAAUUGCCGCACCACCUCAAAUAAGCGCACCACUUGCCAGUGUAGCAUCUCCGUCAAUGACUCCAGUAAUUCCUGGAGAUGCAAUAGGAUCACCUGCGAUUACUUCUGGCCCGAUGGCUACCACCAUAGCUCCAGUUUCUGGAGCUCCUGCAGUACUGAAUGAUGGUGUUAAAUCAGCUGAUAAAAAAUGCGAUUGGUCGGAACAUAAAGCUCCAGAUGGUAGAACUUAUUAUUAUAAUUCAGUAACUAAGCAAUCUUUAUGGGAAAAACCUGACGAAUUAAAAACUCCAAGUGAGCUUUUAUUAUCUCAAUGUCCAUGGAAAGAGUACAAAUCAGAAAAUGGGAAAAUUUAUUAUCAUAAUGUAUCAACUAAAGAAUCUAGAUGGACAAUUCCCCCUGAAUUAGAAGAGUUAAAAAAUAGGAUUAUUGCUGAAGAAGCAGCAGCUGUUUCGGCCGCUAACACUAUAACUUCAGGAAUAACAUCAACAUCAUCAUCCACUACAUCAUCAUCAUCCUCAUCUUCAUCGUUAUUAACAACUCAUAUCAAUGCAACAGCUAAAACUACCCCGUCAGAAAUAAGUAGUGGUAAAUCUGCAAUAGAGCAAGCAAUGGCAGCAACGCUCGCAGCAAUAAAUAUACCAACACCACCAGCGAAACCAGAUGAAGAUAGUAAUUCAGCUAAAGGAUCAGCUAAUGGCAGCAGAACAAGUACGCCUGAACCUAAAAUGCAGUUUAAAGAUAAAAAAGAAGCUAUUGAAGCUUUCAAAGAAUUAUUAAAAGAACGUGAUGUUCCGUCGAAUGCUACGUGGGAACAAGCAGUUAAAAUGAUUCAAAAUGAUCCAAGAUAUCCGCAAAUGAAAAAAUUGAAUGAAAGAAAGCAAGCUUUCAAUGCAUAUAAAACUCAAAAGCUUAAAGAAGAGAGGGAGGCCGAACGACUAAGACUGAAAAAAGCUAAGGAAGACCUGGAACAAUUUUUGUUAGAAAGUGAGAAAAUGGCUAGUACUGUUAAAUACUAUAAAUGUGAAGAGCUUUUCGGUAAUUUAGAUAUUUGGAAAGCAGUUGGGGAUUCUGAUAGACGAGAUAUUUAUGAAGAUGUUGUGUUUAAUCUUGCUAAAAGAGAAAAAGAAGAAGCUAAACAAUUGAAAAAGAGAAAUACCAAAAAAUUAGCUCAAGUUUUAGAUACAAUGACUGAUGUAACAUAUAGAACAACAUGGCAGGAAGCUCAGGCAUUGCUUCUUCAACAUUCAACAUUUGCUGAAGAUGCACAUUUAUUAGAAAUGGAUAAAGAAGAUGCUCUUUUGGUUUUUGAGAAUCAUAUAAGACAGCUUGAAAAAGAUGAAGAAGAGGAAAAAGAAAGAGAGAAAAAAAGAAGAAAGCGAUUAGAAAGAAAAAAUCGGGAUGGAUUUAUAAGUUUGCUUGAUGAAUUACAUGAACAGGGUAAAUUAACAUCAAUGUCUCUAUGGGUAGAACUUUAUCCGAUGCUUUCGGCUGAUUUACGAUUUUCCACAAUGCUUGGACAACCCGGAUCAACCCCUUUAGACCUUUUCAAGUUUUAUGUUGAAGAUCUCAAGUCUCGAUUUCAUGAUGAAAAGAAGAUAAUCAGAGAAAUUUUAAAAGAUAAAAACUUUGAAGUUCAAGUUAACACAACUUUUGAAGAAUUCGCAACUGUAGUUUGUGAAGAUCGAAAAUCUGCAACUCUGGAUGCAGGUAAUGUAAAAUUAACUUAUAAUCUGUUACUAGAGAAAGCAGAAGCGAGAGAAAAAGAAAGAGUUAAGGAAGAAACAAGAAAGUUUAAAAAAUUAGAACUAGCUUUCAAAAACUUAUUAAAAAGUUUCGAUGUUGACUAUCAAGUUACUUGGGAAGACAUUAGACCGAAGAUUGAAGAGUCUGCAGAUUUUAAAGCUAUUACAGUUGAAAGUGAACGCUUAAGAAUAUUUAAAGAGUAUCAACAUGAGUUAGAAGAAAGUUGUAGUCAUCAUCAUAUUCGAAGUAAGAAGAAGAAAAUGAAAAAAUUAAAGAGAAAAUCACGAUCCAGAUCUCCGAGUGAAUCUGAAGCAAGUGAAAAAGGUGUUGCAAAGAAAAAACGAAUGAAGUCAAGAUCAUUGAGUAUUCAAAGUAAAUCAGAAAGUUCAGAAUCAGAAAGUAAAAAGUCUAGAAGACGGAAAACAAAGAAAAAGCGUGGUAGAAGUCAUUCCAGGUCACAUUCCCGUCUUCCUUCUUCUGAAGAAUCUCCAGAAACUAAAAGAAAAGAAGAAAAACAUCGGAGAACUUCAGGAUAUAGUGAAAGUUCUAAUGGAAAUAAAGAACAAAAUGAUCUUUCAGAAGAUGAGUUAGAAAAACAGAGAGCUCAAUUGCUUAGAGAACUUCAAAUGCAACAAGAAGAGAAUUAAUUAAGUGGAAUAAAUUCAUUACAAUAAUAUAAGACAAUUGUUCAAAUAUUUUAAUUUAUAAAAUUAUUUACAAAUUAAGAAUUAAAUAAGGAUGAUCUUUUCUUAUAAUUAUGUCAGAGUUAAGUCACGUUGUUUCAAAAAUCUCAACUUUUUUUACAUAAAGUUAGUAAUAGAGAAAAUGUAGAGUGACAAUAACGAAUAAUACUCCAAUAAAAUUUUUCAUCUUGAAAUUGAUGAAAAAUCAAUUGAUGGUCAAUAAAAGAUAAAAAUUAGUAACAAAAA